GCUAUUGUAUAAUGUUUAUAUCAUACCGACGACACUAAUGGAGAGUACCAAACCACCUGGGCAGGCCCGAGCAGGAAACUAGUAUAUUUGUCUUACUCAUAGUAUUGUGUUGGGAUUCUAUUUGCUUUCGCAUAAUUUAAAAUAUAAAUACUUUAUUUUUACUCUAUAAAAACUGAAUAUUAUUUUGAUGACAAUAAAAAAAAAUUAUUAGAAUCAAUCAAAUUUUCUGGUUCUAUCAAAUUCCUAUUCCAUAAAAAUAUAAAUGCAGUUUUUAUUUGAUUAUGUAAUUACAUAUUCAACCCGGGAGGUCCAUGGAUGUUUUCAGGAGCUGGUCUAAGCUAGAGCAGAAAGGAUCACAAUUAUAACAGAGACCUCGAAUCCAUUAGUAAUGGCGGAACCGUACAACAUAUACGAUGCUCUUCAAGACAGAGGGUCUGUUUCAAGGCUUUCAUUUCCAGGUUAUGUAUCAACUGAAGCACCACCAUUGGCAUCUCAUAGUAUUCCGGUUUCUACUGAAUUUCCGGGUGCUUCUUUGGAUUUUCUACAAAGAGAUAUAAAUCCAUUGCAGCUGGGAUCAUAUGGUUUGAAUGGUUAUUCUGGUGUUGGGUUUCGUCCUGAACCUGUUAUUGGUGGAGUAAUGCCAGGAGCUAGUGGGAAGGGGUAUUCCUCUCCUCUAGAACAUCCGAGUUUAUUAGCCCAAAGAGGGGAUGCUUCAAUGCAUGCUAUUGGUGGAGCAAUUCCAGGAGCUACCGGAAAGGGGUACCCAUCUCCACUAGAAGAUCCAGGUUUAUUAAGCCAAAGAGGGGAUGCUUCAGUCCGUGUUACCGCAGAGAUUCCUGACGUGAUAAAUGACAGGCCUGGUUCAUUGAGAAGUGCAGAUGGUCCUCCAGUGCCGAAAGGGGAAUCAAACAUUCUUUUUGUUGAUGGACUCCCUACUGAUUGUACCAGAAGAGAAGUAGGCCAUCUUUUUCGUCCAUUUAUCGGCUACAAGGAAAUCAGAGUUGUUCACAAGGAGGCCAGGAAAAGUGGAGAUAGGGCUACUGUCUUGUGCUUUGUGGAAUUCACUGAUGCAAAUUGUGCUGCGACUGCCAUGGAAGCUCUUCAAGGUUACAAGUUUGAUGAUAAGAAACCUGACUCUCCUACCUUGAAAAUCCAAUUUGCUCGCUUUCCUUUCCGACUUCCAUCUGAUCGUGAUGGGAAACGGAUUGGGACCCACGCUAGCUGCUAGCUCAUGGCUGGGAUGAAGUCAAACUAUUGCCUUGGAUUUGUUAUGGUUCAGAGAGACACGUCUCGGCAUUCUGGAUUACAUGGUUGAACCGCUAGCACUGCCAAUUCACUUCUAUAGAUCAGAGGAGUAUAGGAAAUGGCUUGUUUCUCACAUUGGCGUUGUGGGUCGUUUACAUGUUAUUUAUGUUUGAAGCCCCACCCUUGUGAUGAUAUGGAAAUUUUAUUGUGUAUUUUUGCGCAACGAGUUUCUUGACUGAUACAAUUAUUUGACGUAAAAGUCCUAUUCAGGUAUAAUACUAUAAUCUGAUGUUCUAAUUAUAAAGGGCAAGCUACCUUCUUGAUCCAAGGAUUUAACCAUGAAAAUUAUAAUCAUGAUUACAUUUUACAUUAUUUUGGUGAUCUGUGGUCAGAUGUUCUGCGAAGCAAUGGUAAUCAAGCAAACCUCAACCUCUUGCUGUCCAGUUGGAGUCAGUUCAAGCUAGAGUUUAGUCGAACCACUCGCUGGGAAUACGCUGUCAGAAAAUCCUCCUCUUGAUUUUGACCUGAUUUACCCUAGCCCACGGGCCAUGUUCAAUACUGGCAUGAGCCCAUUGCAUGUUCUCUACUCCGGAGUUGUUUUAUUAUUAUUAACAAUUAACAACAAAAAA
Messenger RNA from Populus euphratica (Euphrates poplar), 1874 nucleotides. RefSeq lists its product as uncharacterized. Gene Ontology annotation, molecular function: RNA binding. The record is from RefSeq and is a predicted model, not a curated record. Lineage: Eukaryota; Viridiplantae; Streptophyta; Magnoliopsida; Malpighiales; Salicaceae. The transcript is spliced from 6 exons. The coding region runs from base 389 to 1228 and encodes 279 amino acids.